UUAUUGCCCAUUCGGACCAAACAAACAAGCCCAAACAGGGUAUUAGUGAUUUUGAGGGAAAGUAGUGUCCCAUCUUUGGGUGGAGGCUACAAACUCUGGUUGGUGCUUUUGCUGGCAAAAGUGCUAACCAUGGCCCAAACGGACACCACUUGAGAAAAAAUGGCGCAAUUCGUGACACACAUCCAACCCACUUUGGUGGAGGCGGCACACCACCAUUUGCCCCACCACCACAAAGACAGCCACCUGAAGGACCACCACCACCACAAGGACCACCACCACCACGAAAUAAUCGCGGACCACCAUCACAAGGACUCCCACCUGCACCAUAAAGAGCCGCACUACGUCAAGGAGUUUCCCGUACUGCCCCAUCCUCACGUGGAGCAGUCGCCCCACCACGAUCACCACAACGGCCACGAUGGCCAUGACGCCGACCAUAAAUCUAAGAGAGAUUCUGGACACUACAAGGAUUCCUAUGGCGUAAGUCAUACAUUCCAGUUACACUUUGUCGAUUCGCAAGGGAUAUAUCGGGACUACCAUGGGCAUGCUAUUAACAAGGAUGGGGAAAAGGAGAAGCAUAAGAAACACCAUGAAGAUAAGUCGCCCCAUAGGAGUGUGGAGGAGACCAGCAGGCCGAUUCCGCCGCAGUUUAUAGAUUUGCAUGGGCAUGACAACAAAAAUACUGAUGGAAAUACGUCUUUUCUACGCGCUGCGCGCAAUGGUCAGCUUGAAAAAGUCCUAGAACAUUUAGAAUCAAAUAUCGAUAUCAACACCAGCAACGCAAAUGGCCUGAACGCCCUACAUUUAGCCUCCAAAGACGGUCACGUAGAAAUAGUCGAAGAGCUCCUCAAACGCGGUGCUGUCAUUGAUGCUGCCACCAAAAAAGGCAACACCGCCCUCCACAUCGCCUCUCUAGCCGGCCAAGAAGAAGUAGUCAAGCUUCUAGUGACCCAUGGCGCUUCCGUCAACGUACAAAGCCAAAAUGGCUUCACACCACUCUACAUGGCGGCGCAAGAAAACCACGACAACGUCGUCAGGUACCUGCUGGCCAAUGGAGCCAACCAGAGCCUCUCCACAGAGGACGGCUUCACUCCACUGGCCGUGGCCAUGCAACAAGGCCACGACAAAGUCGUCACGGUCCUGUUGGAGAACGACACGAAGGGAAAAGUGCGCCUGCCAGCCCUCCACAUCGCGGCGAAGAAGGACGACAUCAAGGCCGCCAAGCUGCUGCUGGAGAACGAGCACAAUCCAGACGUCACCUCGAAGUCUGGAUUCACGCCACUGCACAUCGCUUCUCACUACGGGAAUCAAUCGAUAGCCAACUUGUUGGUGCAGAAAGGCGCGGAUGUCAACUACGCCGCCAAGCAUAACAUCACACCCUUACACGUAGCUGCCAAAUGGGGCAAAACCAACAUGGUUACCGUCCUGCUGGAGCAGGGGGCGAAUAUCGAGUCGAAGACGAGGGACGGAUUGACGCCUCUGCACUGUGCGGCGAGGAGUGGGCAUGAGCAGGUGGUGGAUAUGCUCUUAGAAAAAGGGGCGCCCAUCAGCUCCAAAACCAAAAACGGGUUAGCACCUCUUCAUAUGGCUGCGCAAGGUGAUCACGUUGACGCAGCGAGGAUACUCCUCUAUCACCGAGCACCUGUGGACGAAGUCACCGUGGAUUACCUGACGGCUCUUCAUGUGGCGGCACAUUGUGGCCAUGUAAGAGUCGCCAAAUUAUUGUUGGACCGACAAGCCGAUGCCAACGCUCGAGCCCUCAACGGCUUUACACCCUUACACAUAGCCUGCAAGAAAAAUAGGAUCAAAGUCGUUGAGUUGCUCAUCAAGCAUAGAGCAAAUAUUGGUGCCACGACCGAAAGCGGCCUGACUCCCCUCCACGUUGCCAGUUUUAUGGGAUGCAUGAACAUCGUGAUCUAUCUCCUCCAGCACGAAGCAGACCCGGAUGUUCCUACAGUCCGAGGAGAAACGCCCCUCCAUUUAGCCGCCCGAGCAAAUCAAACCGACAUAAUCAGAAUUCUCCUUCGCAACGGUGCUCAAGUAGACGCCCGAGCUCGCGAACAGCAAACCCCACUUCACAUUGCAUCUCGUCUUGGAAAUGUCGACAUCGUCAUGCUUCUCCUGCAACAUGGCGCCCAAGUCGACAACACGACGAAGGAUAUGUACACAGCCCUCCACAUUGCGGCCAAGGAAGGCCAAGAUGAAGUCGCCGCAGCUCUCAUUGACAACGGAGCUUCACUUAACGCGACCACCAAGAAGGGAUUUACGCCACUCCAUCUGGCGGCGAAGUAUGGCCACUUGAAGGUGGCAAAACUUCUCCUACAGAAAGAGGCUCCAGUGGACGCCCAAGGGAAAAACGGAGUCACGCCUCUGCAUGUAGCUUCGCACUACGACCACCAGAAUGUCGCGUUGUUGCUGCUGGAGAAAGGAGCUUCACCCUACGCCACUGCCAAAAACGGGCACACGCCACUACAUAUAGCAGCCAAAAAGAACCAAAUGGACAUCGCCAAUACCUUACUGGAGUAUGGGGCUAAGCCUAAUGCGGAAAGUAAGGCUGGCUUUACACCUCUUCAUCUAAGUGCGCAAGAAGGCCACUGUGAUAUGACGGACCUUCUGAUUGAGCACCAAGCCGACACGAACCACCGAGCCAGGAACGGACUCUCGCCUUUACAUCUCUGUGCGCAAGAGGACAAAGUUUCAGUGGCCGAAAUUUUAGUGAAAAAUGGGGGUGAAGUGGACGCGGCAACUAAGAACGGUUACACGCCUCUCCAUAUAGCCUGCCAUUAUGGACAGAUUAACAUGGUUCGGUUCCUGCUUGCGAACGGUGCCAACGUCAAGGCUACUACUUCUCUGGGGUACACGCCGUUGCAUCAAGCCGCUCAGCAGGGUCACACUAACAUUGUCAACACACUAUUAGAGAAUUCCGCAGUGCCCAAUGCGGUCACUAAUAAUGGCCAAACACCUUUACACAUCGCCGAGAAACUGGGUUACAUCACGGUGAUCGAUACCCUCAAAGUGGUGACGCAGCCUUCGUCCCCGACGAGUGCUUCGCCCAUUUCGAAUGACGAAAAAUAUCGUGUGGUCGCGCCGGAAGCGAUGCACGAAACGUUUAUGUCUGACUCAGAGGAAGAAGGUGGGGAGAAUAUUUUGGACGGAUUCGGUACGGCUCCGCAUCAACGACACGUGUACCUCCCCUAUUUCAAUGGUACAACCUUGCUCACCCGAGAGGACACAGUUUUGGGUGACCAAACUUACAGGUACCUGACGGCGGAUGAAAUGAAAAGUUUGGGCGAUGACUCGUUACCUAUUGAUGUAACGAGAGACGAGAGGAUAGAUUCUAAUAAAAUUAUUGCUAAUGCCGAAAACAUGUUGCCACCGCGUCACAUCGAAGACAAUAUCAGUCCAGAACAUGUACAACAAAACUAUGUGGAGUAUAUCAAAAAAUACACCCCUGACAACGUAGAUAUAGACAAACAUCCGAUCAGUAUAGGCUUCUUAGUGUCCUUCUUGGUGGACGCCAGAGGUGGCGCGAUGCGCGGUUGUCGUCACUCAGGCGUUCGUGUGAUUGUCCCCCCAAGAUGUGCCUCAAGCCCUACUAGAAUAACCUGUAGAUACGUACGGCCCCAGCGAACGCCGCAUCCGCCUCCACUCAUGGAAGGUGAAGCGCUGGCAAGUCGAGUCCUGGAAUUGGGUCCCGUGGGAGCUAAAUUCUUAGGACCCGUAAUCAUCGAGGUCCCUCAUUUCGCAGCUCUGAGAGGUAAAGAACGCGAAAUUGUGAUCCUCCGGUCGGACAACGGCGAGUCCUGGAAGGAACACACGGUGGAAGCUACGGAAGAGGUUCUUAACGAAGUUCUUCACGAUAGUUUCGAGGCGGAAGAUUUGAACCAACUGGAAGAUAUAUCCUCCGGGAGGAUAACGCGUAUAGUGACCCAGGACUUCCCCCAGUAUUUCGCCGUGGUCUCAAGGAUACGACAGGAGGUGCACGCCAUCGGGCCCGAGGGCGGGAUGGUGUCAAGUACUGUGGUACCACAAGUUCAAGCGGUGUUCCCCCAGGGAGCGCUCACCAAGAAGAUUAAAGUCGGACUACAGGCACAACCAAUAGAUCCAGAAUUGACAGCCAAACUUCUGGGACACGGAGUGGCGGUUUCGCCCGUCGUGACCGUCGAACCCAGAAGACGAAAGUUCCAUAAGGCCAUCACGCUGAGUAUGCCGGCACCGAGGGCGCACUCUCAAGGGAUGAUCAAUCAGUAUUCAGGAAACGCACCCACUUUACGACUUCUCUGCUCUAUAACAGGCGGCACGACGAGAGCACAAUGGGAGGAUGUUACGGGGUCCACGCCACUGACCUUUGUCAAUGACUGUGUGUCGUUUACGACGACGGUGUCGGCGAGGUUUUGGCUGAUGGACUGUCGAAACGUUGGCGAUGCGACGAAAAUGGCCACUGAACUAUAUAGGGAAGCCAUCCAUGUCCCGUUCAUGGCAAAAUUUGUCGUGUUCGCCAAGCGUGUCGACCCCCUGGAGGCGCGGUUACGCGUCUUCUGCAUGACCGACGACAAAGAAGACAAGACCCUCGAGCACCAGGAGCACUUCACGGAGGUGGCGAAGAGCCGCGACGUGGAGGUGCUCGAGGGUAAGCCGCAGUACAUCGAGUUCGCCGGCAACCUGGUGCCCAUCACCAAGAGCGGCGAACAACUACAAUUCUCGUUCAGGGCUUUCAGAGAAAACCGGCUGCCGUUUUCGGUGCGGGUGAAAGACCAGCACGCGGAGGCGGUCAGUCGGUGCUUGUUCAUGAGGGAGCCGAAGCUGCCCAAAGGGGAGCCUCCGCAGCAGCCGAUCUGUAUAUUGAACAUCGUGCUGCCGGAUGACAUCGUGGUCGAUACCAUCUCCUUGACUGAUAGCGAUUCUGUGAAGAAGAUCGAGAACUUCGAUUAUUACAGGCCGGACCCGCGGUUAGCGGACAUGAGCAACCUCUUAGGUGACGACUGGGUGCCUUUGGCGGCUCAAUUAGGUCUAACCACCUCAGAAAUCAACGUAAUCAAAUCCGAAUACCCCGACAGCGUCGCCAAGCAAGCUCAGUCGAUGUUGAGAAUGUGGCUGUCGCAGUCGGGUAACAAAGCCCAAACCAACACCCUAGAAAGUGCGCUUAGGAGAAUAGGAAGGGAGGACAUCAUACCUCAGUGCCUAAACGUCGAUUAUCCUCCUCACGGGAUCAAGGAGAUAGGAAAACAGAGACUGAUAAAGAAAUUAGAAGAAAACCUCUACGAAAAAGACAUCAUGAAAGACUCAGACAGCGUCGAGUCGCUGAAAAAAGCCGAAGAAGAAAAGAAAAAGGAGAAUUUCGACAAGUACUCCGCCGAGGAAAAGAUCGUCGAAGAGACGUCUGAAGACGAGGAAGAGGAAGACGAAGACUUUAAUAAGACUGUGACGGAAAGACGGCAUCAGAUCGAGGAACGACUUUCUGUCGAUAGGACAGUUCCGGCGUCUUCGCAACGUGUCGAAAUUGUCCAGGAAAUCAGUUCUAUCAAACGACAGAGCUUGGUAGAGAACAAAAUAGCAGAAGUCGAAUUAAAAGCCGGGGAGGUCGUUGACGGACAAAAAACCACAAUAACAUCGAACGAAGUGACGAUCUCGCCGGUUAUUGAAAAGGUGAUGGUGGAUGGAGACAGACGGGACUCUGAAUUGUUGGAAGGUGUAACGCACAGGUUAGAACAGAAAAUGGUGAAGAAAAUUAUCUCGACAGAAGAUCCAAAAUCGCCAAAAGUAUCGAAGACUCCACCACCGAGUCCUGCCGACUUCAUAACCAAAGAACAGGCAGCCGCAAUCCAAGAGUGGGAUGUCUCAAAGAAGUCAGCAUCACAAGAAGAAGCACCGCUCUCACAGGACGCAGAGCAGCAAGGAUUAUCAACCACGACCGAACGUUUAGUAGCUAGUAACGAAGAGACAUUGCUAGACAAACCUUUAGGCCAGCAGCUUACUGGUUUAUCUGUCAUUGACGAUUAUUUAGUAACCGAUUUAAAAACCGUUUGCGAACAAACUAACGCUUUUAUCCAAUCUGAGUCACAACCGGAACCGUAUGACGCGCUUGCGGACAAAUACACUAGAAAAGAGCCCAUAAACGAGAAAAAGGUAGACGAUAAUAAGAACAACAUGAAUGAAAAGAAGAAAGCCAAAAAGGGUUUCUUUGGUUCGAUUAAAACUUUCGUCGAGAGGUCGUUCGAGUCCGAUUCUGAAUCAGAAAAAUCACCCAAAAAGUCGAAAAAACCUAAAAAGGACAAAAAGAAGAAACCGAAGGAAGAUACCGCGGUAGGUGAGCAUGCUUUACCACCUAGAAAGCCCAAAUUGCCGACGCCACCGUUAGAACCUAGCGACAUCGACAGCAUACCUUUUGUCGAAGCUUCGGUUUCUGAUUUACCACCACCAUACAAACCACCUGACAUACCAAUCAAAGAAGAGCAAAUUCCGGUCACCGACCUUGACGCAGACAUUGAAAUCAAGCAAGUGGAAGUGGAAAAGAAAACUGUUGUCGAGGAAAAGGAACCUGAAAAACUCUCCAAACCAAUUACUGACGACAAGGACAAGGAUAAACCUAAAACGAAGGAAAAGCCGAAAGAAAAAGAAAAGAAGAAGAUAAAAGGAAAGACCGUUAUUGUCGAAGAAGUAACGAAGACGAUUCAACCGUUGGUAAUAGAAGCAGAAGAAUUUUCCAUAAUAGUAGACCCGACCAAGAAAGAAUCUCCUAAAAAAUCGAAGGAAACAUUUACCAUCAACAUCGAUGAAUCCAUAGAGAUAAAAGAGAAGGAAAUUUUGGAAAAAUCCCCAAUUUUACCAGAAGAAAAGAUCGUCAAACCAUUGGCAGCUCUGGAAAUGCAACCUGAAGUACCCAUACGACCACCACGUACUAAAGAUCACAUCUACGAAGACAUUGAGGAACCAGCUGUAACAAUUCCUCAAGAUCGGGUCAAAGACAUCACUACGGAUUUAAUUCAGAACGAAAUCAAUUUUGGCGGGUGGUCGGAUGUUCCCGCAGUUCCCGCCAAGGUUGACAAGGAGGACGAGCCACAAAAGGAAAUAGUCGAGAAACACGACAAAGAAGUUCUGAAAGAAAAAGAUGUUAAAGAGAAAGCCGAGGAAGAAGUCAAGAAGAAAGAAGAAAAGAAAGGCGGCUUCUUUGCUCUUUUUAAGAAAAAAGAUUCGAAGAAAGAAGAGGAAGCUCCUCCAGCGGAUCAGGACGAAAAAGUAGUGGAGAAGGUUAAGAAACCAGAACUUUCCGAAGCAGUGGUUCAAGAUAUGAAUGAUUCACAACAAUUUUUAGUAGGUGAAGUCCAAAAUUACCACGACGUUCGACCAGUAACUUCACCCACGGGAGAAGCUGUUAGUGCGGGUGUUGUUGCUGCUGCUCCCGUUAAACCCAUCAAAGAAGAAAAAGUGGAAGAAACGAAAGUGGAAGAAACAAAACUGGAAGAAGUAAAGGUUCAAGAACCAAAAGCACAAUCCGAAAGCUUUUUCGGUUUGUUUAAAAAACAAAAGAAAGAAGAAAAAGUACCAGCUGAAAAGAAAUCAGAUCCAACCGAAAAGAAGCCCAAGAAAGAUGACAAAAAAGUAGACGAAAAGAAAGUAGCAGUUGUUCUAUCGGAGGAGGUUCUUAAAAACAUAUUGGAUUCGAAACGGUUUCUGGAAGGCGAAGUACAAAACUAUCACGAUGUUAGACCUGAAAAGCUUCUAAUAGAACAGACCGUGGAACCCAUAUUAGAAGUGACAAAGGAACCUCUUUCACCGAAAGAAGUUGUCGACGAAAGAUUAUCGACAAAACCAGGUAAAGGACUAGAACCUCCACCGAAGAAAGCUCCCGAUGGAAAGAAAGAAUCUUCACCCAAGAGGACAAUUGAUGAUUCAAAAGAACCUUCACCGAAAAAAGCGGUCGACGAUAAACGAGAAGCAUCACCCAAGCCAUCACCAGGAUUCUUUGGACUGUUCAAGAAAUCUAAGAAGGACGAACCUGAUGCCGCAGAAACCACCAGAGUGCUUUCGGAGCAAGUUGUUAAAGAGAUGGAAGAAACGGAUCAGUUUUUAGUGGCCGAAGUCGAUAACUAUCACGACGUCAAACCCUUGGUUCACGAAAAAGUUAUCGAAAAACCCGUUGCUGAAAAACCUGUUGUUGAAAAACCUGUCGUUGGAAAACCCGUUGUUGAAAAACCUGUUGAAAGUGUUAAAGUCGAAGCCGAAGCUGCGGAAGCACAAGCACAAUCUGGAGGUUUCUUUGGCCUAUUCAAAAAGUCUAAAAAGGAUGACGAAGUCCAACCACCAAAAAUUAUAUUAUCAGAAGCCACUGUCAAGGAUAUGUCUGAUACGAACGAAUUCUUGACCGGAGAAGUGCAAAAUUAUCAGGACGCUCGUUCUGUACCAGAAAAAGUAAUCGAAGAGGGAAAAGCGACAGAAUCUGAUGAACAACCAUCUUCUGGUUUCUUUGGGUUAUUCAAAAAAACCAAAAAGGAAGAUGAAAAGAUCGUACCGGAAGUAAAGAAGGAGGACGUGGAACUCCUUGCUAGUUCCGUUGAAGAAAAAGUCUGUAAAGUCAUUGCAGCCGAAGAAGACAAAGCUGCGAAGGUAGUGGAAGAGGUGAGGGAAUCGUCACCAAGACCAGCACCAGGUUUCUUCGGUCUCUUCAAAAAAUCGAAGAAAGACGAAGAAGAAAUAAUUCCAAGCAAACCACCUCUCUCAGAUUCUGUUGUAAAAGAUAUGGAUGACAGUAAUCAAUUUUUGUCAACCGAAGUCGAUAAUUAUAACGAUGUAAAACCAGCCAAGUUUGAACAGAUUGAAAUUACGAAGAGUCCGGUGGCCGUGGAGUCAUCACCAAAACCGUCUAGAGGCGUAUUUGAUAUUUUCAAAAAAUCGAAAAAGGAUGAAUCUGUUGAAUCUGAACCGUCUGUUACGGAUACUGUUGUAAAGGAAAUAAAGGAUGUUGAACAGUCCGUAAAAGGUGAAGUAGCUGUCCAAAAAGAGAAAAUUUCAGCCGAAACUGAAAAAGUCACGAAAGUAGUAGAAGAGGGAGUUGAAUCUUCACCGAAAUCAUCUCGCGGUCUUUUUGGCAUAUUUAAGAAAACGAAAAAAGACUCAGAAGAAGCUACUGAACCAAAAUUUGUAAUUUCUGAAGCUGCACUACAGGCUAUAAAUGAUACAAAUGUAUUCUUAACCGGUGAAGUUGAUAAUUAUCACGACGUGAAACCUGAGAAGUUCGAAGCAAUUGAGGAAGACAAAAUUGUUAAAGCUGGUGAAGAAGCACUUGAAUCGUCACCAAAACCAUCUCGUGGACUGUUUGGAAUAUUCAAGAAGUCGAAGAAAGAUCAGGAAGAAGUAGCUGACACUAAACCUAUUCUUUCUGAAAGUGUCCAAAAAGAAAUGGCUGAAACUGACACAUUCUUAUCAGUAGAAGUUGAACACUAUGAGGAUGCUGAACCCAUAAAAGAGGAAAAAAUUGCUAAAGUCGAAGAAAGUAUUGAAUCGUCACCAAAGCCAACCAAAGGCUUGUUUGGUAUGUUUAAAAAACCCAAAAAGGAAGAGGAGGUUUCAUCUGGAUUGGUUCUGUCGGAACAAGUGGUUCAAGAGAUGGAGGACACAAAGCAGUUUUUGACGGGAGAAGUUGACAACUAUCACGACGUUAAACCACAGAUAAUAUCUGAAGAGGAAAAAGCUACAAAAGUAACACAGGAAGACAUUGAGUCGUCACCAAAAGCAUCGCGUGGUCUUUUUGGUAUUUUUAAGUCGCCGAAAAAAGAUAAAGAAGAACCAUCUCAACCUAAAAUUAUUCUUUCUGAGGAAACCCAACGAAACAUUGUAGAUACUGACCGCUUCUUAACCGAAGAAGUGGAAAAAUAUCACGAUGCUAGACCCGUCGUGGAAGGAACAGUUUCAGAAGCUCCAGAUGAAAUAAAGGAACCUUCUCCAAAACCAACUACUGGUAUAUUAGGUAUGUUUAAGAAAACAAAGAAAGAGGAAGUCGAAAUUGUCGAGAUAACCGAACCUCUUGUUGACACCGUGCAACAAGUCACUGAUGACACUAAGCAAAUAGUGAUUGAAACGAAGCAAACAGUAGUAAGUGAAGCAGAAAAGAUCGAGGAUGUGAAACCUGUAAAAAUUGAGGAAGUUACCCAGGUUGUAACUAUAACAGACGGUCAAGACAUUGAGCCAAGACCUGAAGUCAAGGGCGGAUUUUUGUUUAAAUUUAAGAAGACUAAAAAGAAACCCAGCUUAGCAGAAACGCAACUAUCAGAAGAAGUACAAAAAAGUGUAGAUGACACUAAAAGCUUUUUAUCAACCGAAGUGAAAAAUUACGAAGAUGCUAAACCACAAAUUCCAACGGAUGAUAAAAAAGAGGAGAAAACAGUUACAUUUGAAGCAACUAAAUCAAAAAUGGUCCUUGAGGGUCAUCUUCCUCAGCCAGAAGUUGCCCAAGUUGUUGACGUCAUUAAAGCUGAAGUGACAGAUGUGGUUAAGGAAGUUCAUGAAGAGGUUAAAGAAGUAGAGGAUGUAGUGUUACAGGAAGCAACGGAAGUUCAACAUGUCAUAGAACCACAAGACACUUCCAAGAAAGAGAAACCAGCGAAAGAUAAAAAAGGAUUUUUCCAUAGAUUUGGCAAAAAGAAGUCGCAAGACACCUCAUUUGAUGAAGCUAGAGGUAGAUCGAUAGAAGAAAGUGAGGGUUCUCCAAAGAAGCAAAAAAGACGAAAGAGUAGUAGCCCAUUUAAAUUCUUCGAUAAAAUGAAAAAGAGUGAGGAGGAUGUCAAAGAGAUGGAGCCAUCUGUGGAAGUCAAAAUUGAUGAUGUCACAAAAGAAGAAGUUAAAGAAGAUUUACUGGCCGUAGAAUUUGAAGAAGAACCGGCGAUGGAUUUAAGUAAGGAGGUUCUAGGCAGUCUCGAUAAAAAAAUGGAAGCACUGAAACGCAAAUACACCCCUGAAGUUCAAAAACAAAUGAAUGAUUGUCGCGAUUUCUUAUUUAUUGAAGUUGAUAAUUACGAAGAUGCUAAACAACUUGUGGUCACCGAUAUAGAUACUGGAUUAUCUACUGAUGCUGGAAAAACAGUAGAUGAUAUCAUUGAAAAAGCCGCAAAAGUAGUGGAACAUAGUAAGGUUCCUGUGGAUGCUGCAAAGUCGGAAGCUAUUGCCUCUGCAGAAAAGAUAACUUCUCAAGUGGAAGACACUGCCCGAAAAACAUCAAAGAAAGCUGAGAAGAAAUCAGGAGGAUUUUUCUCAAAGUUGGGUAACUUAAUAUCUGGUACCGUGGACGACUCUAAAAGCGAACUGAAAGAUGCUAAGAAGAGUGCUGAAAAGGCAGCUGAUAAAACAAAACAGUCUGUAGAAAAAUCUGUGGAUUCUGCAGCUAAAAGUGUGGAUAGUGGCGUGGAGAAGAUGAAAGAAAAAACAAAGGAAGCACAACAGGUAGCUAGUGAUAAAGUAACUGAAACCAAAGACGGUGCUAAAGAACUGCAAGAAGCAGCAGUGCAAGCCACUAGAGAAAAGAUUGAUGAAGUUGCUGCCGCUAAGGACAGUGCUAAAGAUAAAACUGCGCAGAAAAUUGAUGAUGCGAAGCAGGAUGUGAUGGCACUGAAGGAAUCUUUAUUGGAAGUAACUGCUAAAACUGGACAAAAAUUGGAUUCUCUGAAGAAAGACAUCGCUGUUAAAGCAGAACUUGCUGCUGGUGAAGCAAAGGAAGUCAAGGAUUCUGUAGCUGCAAAGUCGGAUGGUGUGAAAAAGGAGGUCGAAGCAGCAGUUCACAAAACUAAAGCCGACGUGCAGAAAUCAGCGCAAGAAAUGCACGAUAUGACCAGUACAAAAAUUGAUGAGAUAGAAAAGACUAAAGAAUCAGUUCAAAGCAAAGUAGAAGACGCUGCAAAAACAGCUGCAGAAGAAACUAGUAAAAAGUUCGUUGAUUUUAGAGAAGGUGGAAGUGAGCUGAUAUCAGGGAAAGUUGCGGAAAUAGAAAAAGCUAAAGUGGAUGCAACUGAAGCAGUUACUGAAAAAGGAUUAAAGAUGAAAAAGGACCUUGAAACAACAGCCGAAAAGGGGAAAGAAACCGUUGCAGGAGCAUUAGGCAAAAUUGUCGAUUCGACCACACAGAAAAUUGAGGAGAUGGGAAAAGUAAAAGAUGCAACGGUCGAAACGGCCACGAAGAAAGUGGAAGCAGCAAAAGUAGAAACAGAAUCGAAAGCUCAGACGUUCACUGAUGCAGCGGCUUCAAAACUGGAUCAAAUUCAGUCAGCAACGGAUGCAGCAAAAACCGGUGUCGAAACAAAGGCAUCACAUGUUCUUGACACAACAGGCAAGUACACCCAGGAUAUUAAAUCCCAAGUUGAAACAACUACCCAAGAAGCAAUAGACGGUGUUAAAGGAAAAGCCGAUGUCUUAACCAAAACAAAGGACAAAAUUGUUGAAGAUAUUCAAACGUCAGCUGCUCAAAAAGUCGGAGAGCUUGUAGCAACAGGAGAAAGUGCUAAAACUGCAGCUGGCGAAAAAAUUGACACCGUUUCUAAAGCAGUUACGCAAAAAACUGAAGAUUUGUCAAAAGGAAUACGUGAUUCCAUUGAGCAGAAAACGACAGAAGUGAAGCAAGCGAAAGAUGAUGCGGCAAAAAAGGUCGACGAUUUCGGUAAAGCAGCAUCACAAAAGUUCGAAGACGUAAAAAUACUGAAGCAGGACAUUACUGAUAGAGGUGCGAAACAAUUAAGUGAUUUCCAGAAGACAGGUGAAGGUCUUCAAAAAGCAGCUGCUGACAAAUUUGACCAACAAAAAGAAAAAGUUACCGAAAAGGGAGCGGCUGCUGUUGAAAGCUUGCAGGCUUCAAUACAUGGUAAAGUUGGCGAAAUUCAAGAAACAAAAGACAAGGCCGCCGGUGCGAUUGCAACGAAGUUUGAUGAUGUAAGUAAAGUGGCGUCACAGAAGGUUGACGCUUUUGAAAAAGCUAAACAACAAGCAGUGGAUAGCGCAACGGACACGGUAAGCCGCCUAGAAAAAACUGGAGAAGAAGUUAAAAAAGCGGUUGGAGAAAAAGUCGAUCAGAAGCGCGAAGACGUUGUUCAAAUUAAGGAUGACAUAAAAGAUGCCUCAGGACGAAAACUAGAGGAGAUCAGCAAAAUAACUACUGGAAAAAUAGAUGCUUUAGCACAUGGUAAGAAACAGGUCGAAGACUUCAUCGCACGAGAAACUAGUGAGGCAAUUAAAGCCGAACAAGACAUUAAAAAAGCAGCGAGUGUUAAAGUUGAUGAUGUUAAAAAAGCAGCGACGGGAAAAAUUGAUGAUCUAGUACAAAUAAAAGAAGCUGUUAAGGAAACAGGUGCACAAAAAGUUGACGAGCUAAGAAAAACAGCUGCUGAUAAAGCUGAAGAUGUUGCAAAAGCAAAAACAACUUUGGAAACACAGGCUUCGCAAGCAGCUGGUGAUUUCAUGUCAGCCGCUUCACAGAAAAUUGGUGAAACUAAAGAGAAGUUGAAAGAGGAUACUUCAAAAAAGGUUGAACGUAUGGACGAUCUACUUACAGGAAAAAUUGAUGAUCUGGUACAAAUGAAACAAUCUGUUAAGGAAACCGGUGCACAAAAAGUUGAGGAGCUAAGAAAAGCAGCUGCUGAUAAAACUGAAGAUGUUGCAAAAGCGAAAACAACUGUGGAAACACAAGCUUCACAAGCCAUUGGUGGUUUCAUGUCAGCGGCUUCACAAAAAAUUGGUCAAACUAAAGGAAAGUUGAAAGGAGAUACUUCAAAAAAGGUGGAACGUAUGGACGAUUUGCUUGCAGGAAAAAUUGAUGAUCUGGUACAAAUAAAAGAAUCUGUUAAAGAAACCGGUGCACAGAAAGUUGACGAGCUAAGAAAAACAGCUUCUGAUAAAACUGAAGAUGUUGCAAAAGCGAAAACAACUGUGGAAACACAAGCUUCACAAGCCAUUGGUGGUUUCAUGUCAGCGGCUUCACAAAAAAUUGAUCACACUAAAGAGAAGUUGAAAGAAGAUACUUCGAAAAAGGUUGAACGUAUGGACGAUCUACUUGCAGGAAAAAUUGAUGAUCUGGUACAAGUAAAAGAAUCUGUUAAGGAAACCGGUACACAGAAAGUUGACGAGCUAAGAAAAGCAGCUGCUGAUAAAACUGACGAUGUUGCGAAAGCGAAAACAACCUUGGAAUCACAGGCUACACAAGCCAUUGGUGGUUUCAUGUCAGCGGCUUCACAAAAAAUUGAUCAAACUAAAGAAAAGUUGAAAGAAGAUACUUCAAAAAAGGUUGAAGGAAUGGACGAUCUACUUACAGGAAAAAUUGAUGAUCUCAUGCAAAUAAAACAAUCUGUUAAGGAAACCGGUGCACAAAAAGCUGACGAACUAAGAAAAGCAGCUGCUGAUAAAACUGAAGAUGUUGCAAAAGCGAAAACAGCCUUGGAAACACAAGCUUCACAAGCAGCUGGUGAUUUCAUGUCAGCAGCUUCACAGAAAAUUGGUCAAACUAAAGAGAAGUUCAAAGAGGAUACUUCAAAAAAGGUUGAACGCAUGGACGAUCUACUCACAAGAAAAAUUGAUGAUGUGGUACAAAUAAAAGAAUCUGUUAAGGAAACCGGUGCACAAAAACUUGACGAGCUAAGAAAAUCAGCUGCUGAUAAAACUGAAGAUGUUGCAAAAGCGAAAACAACUUUAGAAACACAGGCUUCACAAGCAGCUGGUGAUUUUAUGUCAGCGGCUUCACAAAAAAUUGGUCAAACUAAAGAGAAGUUGAAAGAAGAUACUUCAAAAAAAGUGGAUGAUAUUUCUAAAACGAAGAAAUCUCUUGAAGACAUCGCGGCUCAAAAAAUCGACACUGUGAAAGAUGCCGCAAAAUCUGAAGUAGAAUACAUUAGUAAAACUGCUUCUAAACAGGUUGACGAUCUAUUCCAGAAAAAGGAAAGUAUGGAGAAAUCGUUAGCCGAAAAGAGUAAAGGUAUUGUAGACGAUUUAUCCGGAAAAAGAGACAAGAUAACUGAUGAAUCAGUUAAAGCAAAACAAGAAGCUACAGAUGCUUUAAAGGGUUUUAUGGAACAAAAAAUUAGUGACAUUACCACCAUCAGCGAGGAUGCAUCAAAAAAAACAAGUGGUCUUCAAGAGGAGGUGUCUCAAAAAAUUGCCGGUGUUACAGAAGAUAAAGACGCUGCAAAGCAAACUGCAGCUCAAAAAGUAGAUGAAAUUUCUAGGACGGGUGCCGCUAAAGUUGACGAAUGGUUAACAAAAGGGGAUUUGUUUGCCACAAGUACCGCCAAGAAAACUGAGGAAACAGUGCAAAAAAUGGAGAAACCUUUAAAAACCGUACAAGGAUUACCUUCGGCGAAAUUGGAAGAUGUGGCCAAAACUAAAGAUACAGUUAGUGGUGCGUUCAAACAAGAAGUUGGUGAUGCGACCAAAGUAAAGAAAAGUAUUGUGGACGAUUUAACAAAAUUAGAGUCAGCAGUUAAAGAUACGUCAGUCAAAAUCAUAGAGGAACUAUCUAAAAAGAAAAAACCGGCUGAAGCUGUCGUUGCGGAUGUAGUAGAAGACAAGAAAAAAGCGGCAGCUUCAGAAAUGAUGGAACUUGAUGAUCAGUUAGCACAAUUAACAAGUUCUUUGGACCAGUUGUCCGAACCUGUUAUUCAGCAAGGUGAAAAAAUAACUUCAUAUGUGACUUCUCCAACAAUGGCAAGACGUGCGGAGUCACAGCGGUUUUCACGGGAAGAGCGACCAACCGUCCGAGAAGUAAAAAUUAUGCAAGCAGACGACGAAAGUGAUGAAGAGAAAUAUACAGUUACGGAACCGGAAGAAGCGCAAGAAAAGAAACGUAAACCGCUUUUUCACUUAGAGUCUGAAGAAGACGACCCUGUUGAGCUAGCCAAAAUGAAAGAUAGGCGAGACAGUGUAAGGUCCAAUGUUUUGGAGACUUUAACGGAGAAUAAACUCGAUAAUUUGUUGAGCGAUUUGGAAAGUCAGUUGGUUAAAGAUUUGGAGAGGUCGGUGACCGAAGGAAGCGAAAAAACAGAGGAAAAAGAGAAAGCCGGAAGCACGUUAAGUAAAGCUGAAUCGGAGUUGGAAGAAAUUAAAAAAGACUCGCAAGCCGACGUCGAACAAAUUGAACAGAAAUUACGUGACUUGGACAAAGCGUUAGAUUCAUUAGAACAAGCGUCCGACCCUAAGCUCGAGAAAAAGCUGCAUAGGGUCGAACGCAAGUUCGAACGGAUGGCGUCCGAAGUAAUGGACAAAGACGGAGCCGGAGUGUCGCCGACUGAAGUCGAGGCGCAUCGUGAGCACGAAUUUCAAAAACUCGUCUCUCAACUAAGCACUGAAGAGGUGUCAGACUUCCAGAAAGAAUACAGUCAUUUAUGGGAUGAGACCACGUUCUCAAAAAGCGACGAUUGGGACUCAAAAACCCCCGACAGUCAAGUUGACGUGCAGGAACUUCCUCAAGAAACCACCUGCGCGCCAACACUAACCGAAGAAAUAAAAACAAUACCCCAACCCAAACCCCGCUUUGCCAAAGAAACACCACCGCUACAAUUCAAAGAAGGACGACAACCCAAACUCGAAAAACAAAUUUCACCUGUCAGGGACGAUUUACUCGAUGAGGAGGAGCCGGCGGUACCCGAGACUUAUUCCGACAAGAAAAAGUUCUGGGAGAACGUGACCAAAGACAAACGAAUGAGUUUGCACGAAGGACCAACUCCCGAGAAGGACUUGGUGAAGAAGAGGGUUUCGGUGCACGAAGUUCCUAUUCCGAAACCUCGUUCUCAAGUACAAGUUACGCCAAGCAUAGAGGAGGCGGCACCGUCCAAAAUAGAUGAGGAGCCAGAAACCAAAAUCAUGUCGGAAUACCAAGCCUCAUUCCAGCCGCCGAGCGAACGCAAAUCUAAAUCACCGCCCAAAGUCGAAUCAGACAAAGAAAGUACCGAUUCGGAAUCGGACAAUCUCGCUCACAGUGGUACCAACGAGAACGCCGGUUACAUUUCGGACAGCGGAGAUGUGGAGCACUACAUUUCCGAUUCCGAAAUCGAAGAUCGUGUCCCACAAAUUAGGGAAAGACAGAUGAGCGUUUUCGCGCCACCUGUAGCGGCAGCUCGUAAAACCAUCUACGAAAGAUCUGCUUCGUUGCCUACUGAGGAUAUGUACGAAGUUUCAGCACGAAGCAUCAAAUUACGGAAACAGUAUUACGAAGAACAGAUCAAGAAGGAAAUGAUCGAAGAGCAGCUAACGAGCGAAAUCGAAGAGGAGCCCUCACCUGAACGCAAAACGUUGAUCGGCUCCUUGGUCCAGCAAAUUAGCGAAGAGAAAGUGCCCGUUUUAGAUAUAGCGAGAUCCUUCGAUGAGGCAACGAAGAAGGAAGUCUCUUUUGAAGAUCACCGUCAAGCGCACAAACCCGAAAAGACUAUAACGCACAUUGAGGAUGAAACACCGAUUUCACAACAAUUCCAAGAAACGCACAAAGAAAUCGAUGUUGAUGCUCAAACCAAACGGUCCUCUUUAGGUUCAGAACAGAGUUCCUCGUCGGAUAUUGACAGGGUGACGAGGAACGGAAGUACUUCAAAGCCCGAUUCUAUGGAAGUACACGUAGACAAGAGCGAAAUAGAGGAUUCAGAAAAACUUGCCGAUUUAGACCAAGACGCUACCGAUCUCGAAACAAAAUCAUUAGAUUCUCUAAACGCUGUAGAGAUGUCACCAAAGUCGGCGACUUUCGUUGAUGAUAGUAUACCCGAAAUCACCGUAACUCUGUCCGGGAAACAAAGACGAAUUAGUGAGGAAAGUGAUGAGUAUGCACCAAAGUCAGACAAGAAAACAGAAUUGGAUUCACCCAUACACGUUCCUGAAGAACACGUCGAGGACACCGUUUGGGAAGUAUCGGUUCAAUCCCAACCGGAAGCUCAUUUUGACGAGAAAGUGACUUCGUUUGAUGGAGCACCUGUCGAAAAAAUUGACGAAGAUCUAAGUUUGAGCACUCGGGAUGAAUCUGAUUUAGGGUCGGAAAUACAUCAAGAUCAUUCUGAUUCUUACGCCUCUGAUAAAAUCAAAUCGGAAAGUCACAGCGAUAUUGAAAGGAUCAUCAUGGAUAGCCUUCAACAUCAAAAGGUUGAUCCGAUUGAAGCGAAAGCAAUCGCAAGUGCUUUGAUUGAAGAAAUCGAGGCCGAAAUACAAAGACGCGAGUGUUUGCCACCCGCCACCACGACAGGAGAGGUGUCGGAUUAUUUGAAAUACUUAGCUGAAACGAAGGGAUUAGAUGAAAGAGAGGUAGAACUAGUUGAAUCAGUUUUGGCAAGGCGUCAACGCGAACUCGCCAAGUUGUCUCGUGGUGAUACUCAAGCAUCCAGCAUUGAAAUCACAGACGAGGACUUGAAGUACAGUGGCACGGAAGGAGACACCACACAUGUUCUUGAACAACAGAUAAGUCAACUUAAAGCUGAAAAGUUGGACGAUAUCAAAUCGAUGACGUUAUUGGAUAAAAUAGACGAGAAACAUACCGAAGAAACACACUUAAGUAAGGACUACGAAACAGUGGAAGGUGGUAUCACGACAGGAUUGAAAAGUGAAGUACAUACUAAAACGUUUGAAAGUAUUAAAGGCGAAAAAUCCGAAGCCAAAGACAUAAUAUUCGAGGAAGAUGAAACAAUCUCGGAAUCUGUUGGUCAAGAAAGCGAACAACUGGAAACUCGUGUUGAGGCCGUGACGUCUGAAAUGUUGCAUAAGAAAGUCAAAGACAUAGAGGUCGACGAAUAUAGAGAAACCAGCGUCGAUGUCAGUAAGGAAAAAACUACUGACAUUACUACUAAAACCGUUGAAACAGAAGGCGAAGACGUGCAUAAACGAAAAAUCGAAGAUGCUACCCACGAAAGAGACAUUACCAAAUCGAUCAUCAAGCAUCACGUCGACAUGACUGAAAAGUCACCUACUGAUGAAGUAAAACUAAAAGGAGAAAUCACCUGUGAAGAUUAUUUGUCGAAAGAAGAUACAAUAAAAAAAGAAGUUACAAGUGAAACUAAACAAGUUGAUGGUGUCGCUGUGGAGAAAGAAGAAGCACUUGAAAAAUCACGCACCACAACUAUACAAAAAGAAGUAAUCGAUCAAGAAACCGAAGUACGGACGCUCAAAGACGAAGAUAGUGUUGUUAAAGAAAGCAAGAUUAGUAGCAAAGUAACCUCGACGGACGUCAUUCGCGAAUUAUCAACGGUUACUGAAAUUAAAGAGAAAAUCGAAGUUAUUGAUAUAGAUCCAUCUUUACUACCCGUCGAAUUAGAUGAGGUCAAAACAGUAAUCGAAAAACACGAAGAAAUCAAACGAACUUCUAGCAGCGAAUCUAAGUCGAGCGUCGAAUCCGGGAAAUCUCCAGAGGAUCAAUUCUCGACGUGUUCCUCAGGACGUAAAGGUGACUCGGAUUCAUCUAAAGUACUUGAAAAACCAGAAGUACUGAUGAGGAAAACAUCCACACUUCAGAAGGCUGAUCGAAAAUCGGGUAUCGACUUCGAGGCUUAUUCAAGUUCCGGUGAAAGUCACUACCACAGUUUUGAACUAGACAGUGGAAAAAGUCGACCUUGUUCUUCCGAUGUAGAGGGACUCGUAGCAGCUGGAUCUUCUGAAUACGAAAGUGCGUUGACUUCCCAAGAUUACUCAAGCAGAUCGCACAUCACCUCUACUGAAUAUCAUACAGCAGUGAGUAGUUUGAGUUCUAAAGAAAGCAUGAAAAGUUUGGACAGUGAGAGUUCCGGGCAUCUUGGAAGCGUAGAAGUCUCCGAACUGUCAGAAACUUUGGUACCUUCGGCUAGCGAUGCAGAAGGCGAUAUUCUGGAUGCAGUCGACCAGUUAGACGAUGGACCUUGGAACGAGGAAAUUAUGGAUGAGCCCGCGGAUACCCAAACGAAAAUGAAGAGGUCCUACGAGAUGACAUUCCAACCUGAACCGAAAAUUCUGGCAGCGGAGUCUCCUCAAGCAGACGAAAUGGAUCGAAAGUUCACAAGUAUGGAUGAUGGUAGCAUUGUCAGUAUGAGUUUGUCCAGUACUUCUGGUACCACCGAACCAAGAACCGUCAUCGAAUUGUCUCGAGCUGAUUCUGAGAGGAUGGAUGGUGGCAGUAUGUCCGUUUCUGGAAUUUCUGAUCAGUUGAGUAUUGAAGGAAGCUGUGACAGUUUAGUAUUCCAUCCUACCGCUCCCCUAGGAACUACUGAAACUGGUACGUCAACUGGACAAAUCGAAGGUAACUUACAAAUCGAAUCAAUUACGUUCACUACAUCGAUAGUACACGAAAGUGGGAUCAGAAGUGUGAGUACACAGGUGACUUCAGAGAGUCAUACUCCUGAAGAGGACCGUGCUAUCAAAACCGAAGAACCACUAAUGAAUGGAAAAUGUCCUCCUGAAACCAAAAAGAAAACUCACAGACGACAGGAGAGCACCAGUUCGUUUGUUCCACCGGUUUUAAGUAGCUUCGAUCAGAAAUUCCAUUCCGACCUAACAGAAAGCGACAAAUACACGGCGGAGCUGAGUUUUAAGGAAGUCAUCAGCGACGAAAAGAAAGAUAUCGAUGAACGCGAAAGAGAGGAAAGUUAUGAAACGGAAGCAGAUCAAGGUUUUCACCGCGACAUUCGUGAGGGUAAAUAUCACGAAACCGAAGAAGAAAUCAAAGACGAUACUCCGGAAUUUAGCUCAGAGACCCAAGCAAGUGUCGGAGAACUCGAACAAGAAUACACGUCCGCCUUAGCAAGAGCUCAGGAAGCUAAAAAGAAAUCAGAAACACCGGAUUUACAUCUUCAUAAAGAGCAAUUGGAAAAACGUGAUUCCCAUGGAAAGUCCAGCAGCACUUCUAGCGAAAAGUCGAGUUUCGAAGAAGCUGAAGCGGAAGCGGCUUUUAACAUGGUAGCACAUGUGUCUCCAGCUCACAAGAUUAAACAGAUUUGCCCUAUACUAGAAGACGAAGAUGCGGAGAAACACGAGUUGGAAACAAGGGAGAGAGCUCAAAAGGAAUAUGAGAAAAGGCGUUCACAACUUAGAGAUCAAAGUCCUGGAUCCAUUCCAGACAUUAAAGUAACACAACAUAUGACACCGUUGGUGGAUCGUAAUUUCCGAUACCCAGACUUGGAAUUGGAAGAGCAGGAAAGAGCGAAGGAGAAAGAAAAGGAAGCCGAAACACAGAAAUCUACACCACAAACUCCUUCGAGUAAGAGCUCGGAAGAUACGGAUCAAGGUCGCGAAUACGUACUUGAAGAUUCUGGCAUUUCAAUUCCUGAAGAGGCUGCGACGGAAUCGAAGAGUACCGUGAUUGAACAAACAGUAAAGGAAGAAGCUGAUAAGGACACAGAUUCUCCUAAUAGUGACUCUUUCGAAAUGUUGGAAAAGCCGGAUUUGAUUGACGAUUUCGUCGUGAUUGAAGAAGUCGCAAAAGAAGCACAGGAAUUUGAUUCUGAAGGGAAGAGCGUUUCGAUUCACCAAAAAAGUAAACAAAAACAACGGGCCAAAAAACACGACGAAGAAGUAGAAGCUUAUUUGACAAGGUCGGCUCCCACACCUCUGACGAGAAUGACGGACGUGAAGUUCUAUCCCGACGGAUCGUCCAGCGACGAACUCGGUUUUGAAUUUGAGGACAGUCCCCCAAUUAAUAACGAAGCUGCAGCAAGCAGUUACGAGAAGGAGCUUGAAGCUAACAAAAAGUGGAUCGAACAACAAUUCCAAGGGGAUCAAGCGGCCAGACUAGCGGCAGGAUAUGAUUACGAAAUGGAAUUUGAACGUGGGCCGUUAGAGGACAUCAAAGAAGAAGACAUCAACGAUUUCGAUCCGACCUCGAGUAGAAUAGGCAGUGUGGGAUCGCAGAAAGAAUCCGGAGGUAGUUUAGGCAGCGUGAAAGACUCCUAUUCGAGUACUCCAGAAUACGACGUUUUAGCCGGUCGGAAGUAUUUCACAAGAUCCGGAGAACAUGACGACAUUUCCAUGUCCAGUCUUCAAGAGUUUGAAAAUUUGGAACGAGCGAUGUCUUUAGAAAACAGGCGCUAUCAUCAAGGCUCCCAAGAUUCUUCCAGCAACGGAAGUUUCAAAACACGAUAUUACGCUAGCAAGUCGGGCCAAGGUGACGAUGUUUCUGUGAGUUCGUUGAAGGAAUUUGAGGGAUUGGAAAUGGCGUGUAUUGCGGCCCACAAAAUCGAAACUAAAGCUAAAGAGGAAGAGGCGAUGUUAGCUCAAAUCGACGAAGGUCAAGAAAGUAUCGCUUCGGAAUCUGAGAGUUGUGAAACCGUUUCGAGAACGGACAAGAAGAUAAUCCCCGACUCUGACGAAGAAGACUACGAGAAGAGAAUGUUUGAAAUUGACGAGAUCAUAAGACAAGCUCAAAGUAACGUUGAGAGGUUUAUAGAUUUGAAGGAAGCUGAUAAGACUGAGUCGUUAGGACGUGGUGAUUCGAUUGAAGAGGUUGCCAAAGUUCCAGAUUUAGAUUUAGAUGCUCCUAUAGUGAGGACGACUGUUAAAGUUCAGUGGAAAGAAAAUGAAGAUGUUAUGGUGACCUCAACGGAUUCGAUCGACGGUAAAGAAGAGAAGGAAAGUCAGCAUGAUAGUACCGACAGUCUUGAUCAAAAAACUUGUGCCGAUAUUAUGACUGCUAGUACGGAUUCUAUCGAGUUUCAAGCGAAAAAGAGUGAACCUGAACCUAUAAAUUUACUCAGUGACAGUAUUGAAAUCAAAGAUGAUAAAGAUGAAGCGUGUGGUAUGAUUUCCAGCGAUUCUCUAGAAUUAGCGACUAGGCAGUCUGAAACCAUGUUGGAAAGCACGGAUAGCUUAGCGGACCCAACUAGUUCCACAGCCACUCAUGCGACUUAUCAAUACGAAACCGACUCUGUUUUCUCUGGAAGUUUUACUAGUGGAGGGUCGAAUACCAUGGUAUCGUCGACAGAUACUAUCGAUCCAGUUCAAGUAGAUAUAGCCGCCGCAGCUCGAAAAGUGUGGUUCGAGGAAGAGACCGGAACUAGUCGAAAAUUUUCAACUGAAUAUAUCCAAGACAGCGGAAAACCUUACGUUACUGAAGUAAUUGAACCAAGCGACGACGAUGGUUUUUCGCACACUAUACAUAGACGGGUGGAACUGCCACCAGAAGUCAGAAAAGUCACUUUCUAUGGAAGUGACGCUGAUGAGAGAUUAAAACAAUUCAUUGAAGAUUUCAAUGAAGGCGAACAUGUCGAAGAAGUGCAAGAAGUGGAUGCUGCCGGUAACGUGCACACAAGGAGAGUCGUGCAAAAGCGAUUUAUUAUUAGAGGAGAAGAAGGGCCAGACAUGGAGGAAUUUAUAAAGAAAACUGUAGCUAGCAAAACUAACGAACUAACAUCAAUUCCCAAAGAAACGACAGGUGAGGAGUCCAGUCUUGCAGCAACAGGAGGACCACAAGAUUCCGCAUCGAAAGCCCAUGCAUCCCGUCGAAGGCAGCUUCGUUACGAAAUCAGUGUCGAUGAUCAGAUCGAAGUGGAUCCUCGAGAACACGACUGGCGUUUUAAUUUACCCAAACAUGCUGAAGGAGAGGAAUCUACCGCUAGUGGUCCACAAGAAGACACGACUUCGUCCCAACAAAGACCAGUAGCCGACCAGCACCAACUUUCUGAAGAAAUGAAGCAACUGCUUAAAGAACUAGAGAAAGAAAGCAAGCAAUAAGUGGACGUUCCCUAAUUAUCGUCAAUGUCAAAAUCAAUGUUACCUAUUGUAUUAUUAACAACAUAAACAUAUCUCGAUGUUUGACGAAUUAAAAACAACAAAACGCAAUAUGAACAAAAGAGAUCUUUGGCUUUCGCAUUAAAAAAAUGUUAUAGAUACUAUUCCUAUGCUUGCUCUAGAAGUGAGUGAUUAUACAAAAUGUUUAGUUGUGGCUCAAUUUGUUUUUUUCAUCAAUUGUCCAUGAAUUAUCGAUACAAAAACAUCCUGCCUGGAAUUUUGAACACUUUUGCCGGAACCGUGCGGGUAUCCGGUAUUAUUUUCGAUGUGCAAUUAUUUUCUACCCUUUGCCAUUUUACACUAAACAGAAAUAAUUCAAUUACGAUUGCAGGCUCGUAAUUGUAGUAUUUCGCGUACCAAAUUAGCAAUGAUGUACUUAUUUUAAUAUUGAUAGAAUUAUAAGCGGGUGAUUUCAUUUCAUCUCGUGUAACAAUAUCUUGCAAUUUGAUGCUAUUUUAUAAUUUAUUGCUGUUGGUUUUUGUUUUAAUUGUAUACAAUUUGUUAAGUAUUGCAAGUUAAUGUUACCGUAUUUAUUAAGAGGAAUAUUUGUAUAAAACGAACGAACAAAGAAAGGAGAAAGCAAAUUUAGAUUUGGAAUUUACUUGAUAGGAUUUCAUUAAUUAGCUUAAACUGAAUUUGCGGUUGUAAUUCCACAUUUUUCCAAUUGUUCCCAUUUGGGGUUUGUGGUUUUUCCCCAACGUGUAAACGAAACG
Molecule: messenger RNA, 24392 nt
Organism: Zophobas morio
Lineage: Eukaryota; Metazoa; Arthropoda; Insecta; Coleoptera; Tenebrionidae
Product: ankyrin-3-like
Exons: 26
Coding region: 160-23622 (7820 amino acids)
Biological process (GO): signal transduction
Molecular function (GO): protein binding
Source: RefSeq, a predicted model, not a curated record